Molecule: messenger RNA, 1210 nt
Organism: Schizophyllum commune H4-8
Lineage: Eukaryota; Fungi; Basidiomycota; Agaricomycetes; Agaricales; Schizophyllaceae
Product: zincin
Exons: 4
Coding region: 7-1053 (348 amino acids)
Molecular function (GO): metalloendopeptidase activity
Source: RefSeq, a predicted model, not a curated record
GCAAGGAUGUUCUCCGCUUCUACCAAGGCCGCGCUCGCAUCCAUCGUCCUCGCGGCGACUGCUGUUUCUGCGACCCAGUCCGUGUCGCUCAAGGUCGCUGGCCCGACGGACGUCACCGACGUCGAGAACCUGAAGGUCACGACCACGAUCACGAACACGGGCGACGAGACGCUCAAGCUCUUUAACGACCCCAACUCGGCGCUGAGCACGCUGCCGGCGGACACCUUCGCCAUCAGCAACUCGGCUGGCGCGGUCCCGCAGUUCACGGGCAUCAAGGCCAAGUACUCGCUCGACGCUGUCGUCGCGAAGAACAUCGACUCCUUCACCGUCCUUGCCCCGGGCGAGUCAGUUGAGAAGGUCCACGAUUUGGCUGCUGCGUACAACUUCACCCUGUCGGGCGAGGACGCGUACACCUUCGACGCUUCCAAGUCGCUCUUCCACCUCGCCGACGACGGCUCUAUUGUCCCGAUCGAGGCCGAGACCGAGGCGCACACCGCGAAGCUCGCUGGCAAGCUCGCCGCUCCCCGCGCCACCCUCACCAAGCGCGCCAGCUACAACGGCUGCUCGUCCUCGCGCCAGUCGCAGGUCGCCAGCGCCAUCUCCGCCGCGACGACCUACGCCGCGAACGCGUACAGCUACCUCUCCUCGCACACGAGCUCGACCACGCGCUACACGACCUGGUUCGGCACGUACUCCUCGAGCCGCCACAGCACCGUGCUCUCGCACUUCCAGCACCUGGACGAGGGCGACUACAACAGCUUCACGUACGACUGCACGUGCACGGAGUCGGGCGUGUACGCGUAUGUGUACCCGGACGACUACGGUGUGAUCUACCUCUGCCCGGUCUUCUGGCAGGUCAGCACGACCGGCACGGACUCGCAGGGCGGCACGCUCAUUCACGAGUCCUCUCACUUCACCGCGAACGGUGGCACGGACGACAUCGUGUACGGCCAGAGCGGGGCCAAGUCGCUCGCGCAAAGCAACCCCGACCAGGCUGUCCAGAACGCCGACAGCCACGAGUACUUCGCUGAGAACAACCCUGCGCAGUCGUAGAUACUAUCGACACGAACUGUACAGUUGGGCUGCUGUACAUUGGUGUAAAGUAUGUAUUCAGGGAUGAACAAUGGGAAUGUAUAUUGGGCUGAAUGGUUGAGGCUGAGGAUGGUAACGCUUGGCAAGUUAUUCAUCGAGAGUGCGUAGCUCGAGCGGC